AUAUAUAUAUAUAUAUAUAGUACGAAAAAGACCUAAAUAUAAUAGUAUGGGCAAUAUUUUAGAAUUCAAAGCUUUGUACUUGGCCAUUUCUGAACUCAAAUGAAAUUGAGUUCUGCAAAGUUGUCUAAAGAGUCAAAGGGAGCCUCUCCAAGCCAUGGAGGACACCAUAAGAAAUCUCUUCACUCUAAACGGCCAAGCCACUGCUCGGUUCUUCCGCUACGACCGGUCGAUCAGCUCGAGCAAUGGCCGUCAGCAACGGUAGACAUGUACAACAGCGACAACAAUCAUCAUCAUCAUCAUUGUCAUCAGCAGCAGCAGCAGCAGGCUCAAACUAGCCACACAUCAACUAGCCGUUCAUCGGACUACUUGGCCGGUGGUCGCGGAGACAGCGGGGAGGCUAGCGGCGCGGGUGACAAAUGGGCAUUGAGGCUUCUAAAGGAAUGUGCUAGAGCCAUCUUCGACAAGGAUUCUAGCAAAGUCCAUCACCUUCUUUGGAUGUUGAACGAGUUGGCUUCACCUUAUGGAGACUGUGAUCAGAAACUAGCUUCGUAUUUCCUGCAAGCACUGUUUUGUAAGGCUACCGAAUCGGGACGACGAUGCUUUAAAACCCUAACUUCGGUUGCCGAAAAGAGUCACUCCUUCGAUUCUGCUCGGAAGCUAAUCCUUAAGUUCCAAGAGGUGAGUCCAUGGACAACUUUUGGUCACGUAGCCGCCAAUGGUGCAAUUUUGGAAGCCUUAGAUGGUGAAUCUAAGCUUCACAUCAUCGACAUAAGCAAUACCCUCUGCACUCAAUGGCCGACUUUGCUCGAAGCGUUGGCCACUCGAAACGACGACACCCCGCACCUGAAGCUCACCGUCGUCAUCACCGAGAAUAUCGUAAGAUCGGUUAUGAAGGAAAUAAGCCAGCGGAUGGAGAAGUUUGCUAGGUUAAUGGGUGUACCCUUUGAGUUUAAUGUGAUAAGUGGACCGAAUCACUUAGGUGAACUCACCAAAGAGGCACUCGGCGUUCUCGAAGACGAAGCCGUCACGGUGAAUUGUAUCGGAGCCUUGCGGAGAGUAUCCGUCGAGGAAAGAGCCUCUGUGAUCCAGAUGUUCCGGUCACUAGGGCCUAACGUCGUGACGUUUGUCGAGGAAGAAGCCGAUUUUUCAACCACUCGACACGACUUCGUCAAAUGCUUCGAAGAAUGCCUUAAAUUCUACACUUCCUACUUCGAAAUGCUCCAAGAAUCCUUCACUGCAACCAGCAAUGAGAAGCUUAUGCUCGAGAGGGAGUGCUCGAGGAGCAUAGUUAUGGUUUUAGCUUGCGACGACGACCAAGACAACGAAGGCGAGUGCGAGAGAAGAGAAAGAGGGACCCAAUGGUCCGAAAGACUCAACCAAGCUUUCUCGCCGGUUGGGUUUAGCGACGAUGUUGUCGACGACGUCAAGGCGUUGCUAAAACGGUACAAAGCCGGAUGGGCACUCGCACAACCACAUCAAAAAGAAACAGGACUUUACUUGACAUGGAAGGAAGAACCAGUAGUAUGGGUAUCAGCAUGGAAACCCUUGAAACAUAGCCAAAACUACAGAAACUGAACCAUUUGGCACUGCAUUUAUGCUAGAAUUUGGAAGCAAAUCAAAACAUGCAGAAUGGAGUUCAUUGCUUUUGCAAUUAUCUUUCUUUUGAUCAUUUCAUAUAUAUCAUAUAUAGAUGUAGUUACAUAUAUGCUUGUAUUUUAUUUAAUGUUUACUUUUUUUCAGCUUUAUGCUUUGGAGUUUGUGAUGUUCCUUUUUUUUCUGAUUUAGAUCAUUAUUCUUGUUUGAAGGUGUUUGA
This is a messenger RNA of Hibiscus syriacus, 1813 nucleotides long. Its product is annotated as protein SHORT-ROOT-like. NCBI's taxonomy places the organism in Eukaryota, Viridiplantae, Streptophyta, Magnoliopsida, Malvales, Malvaceae. The coding region runs from base 100 to 1575 and encodes 491 amino acids. Gene Ontology annotation, biological process: regulation of DNA-templated transcription. Gene Ontology annotation, cellular component: nucleus. The record is from RefSeq and is a predicted model, not a curated record. The transcript has a single exon. Gene Ontology annotation, molecular function: DNA-binding transcription factor activity; sequence-specific DNA binding.